Aspergillus mulundensis is the source of this 1791-nucleotide messenger RNA. Its product is annotated as DUF3176 domain-containing protein. Bases 1 to 1791 code for a protein of 596 amino acids. The transcript has 2 exons. The record is from RefSeq and is a predicted model, not a curated record. Lineage: Eukaryota; Fungi; Ascomycota; Eurotiomycetes; Eurotiales; Aspergillaceae.
AUGGACACCGAACUCUCCUUACUUUCCGGGCAGCCAUCAGAGAAUCAGAGCGACAACUAUGCCGAGUCUCUGGCACCGUCGACACCACCUGCAGUGACCACACAAAGCCCCCCACCGCGAAAAGAAAGCAAUUCGUGGAAAUCAAGAGUGCAGAAUGGUUGGCUAUUGGAAGCAAUCUCGACCUCGUUUAGCAACCUAUGCUUCAUCGCCUUAUGCAGCGUCCUACUCGCAUACGAUGAUGAACAACGUCCGGCUCUAGUCUCACUCAACUUUGUGGUCUCCGUUCUAGGCACCGCUUGCAAGUCCUCGCUCAUCCUUGCAAUCGCGGAAGCACUAAGCCAGUGGAAAUGGCUGUCACUUUCCAGGAAACCCACUCGAUUGCUGAGACUCCAUGAGCUGGAUAAUGCGAGUCGCGGCCCGCUUGGUUCGGCGAUCCUCCUGUUCAGCCGCAACAACCACAUGCUCGUCCAUGUUGGGGCUGCUGUUCUCAUUCUCCUCCUUGGGUUCGAUCCCUUCAUUCAGCAGAUCCUCACCUACCCGAUGCGACUUACCGAACGAAUUGGCGGUAAUGAUCGCGCCUUAGUUGGGCAGGCGAGAUACGGUGGCCCGAAUACUAUCAAUUCGACGUAUACGCCCAGCUGGGAGACAGCCUACCACAGGGCUAUGUGGGCAGAUGACUUCGAGAUCCGCCCGUCCUGCCCGUCGGGGAACUGUACAUGGUCUACAUUCCAGACUGUCGGAUACUGUAGCCGUUGCACCGAUAGAACAGCAGAGGCUAGCCUGGUGUUCAAUGAGCAGCCGGUCCAAGCGACUGUCUCAGGCACGGAAACGUGGACACGGUGUCAAGUGGCCUUACCGGGGGUUCAGGAAGAGGCCAUUAUCUGGAGUACCCCCUUUAGCACAUUGUGGUCUCCUACCCCAGACGGAGACACUUUCUUGGUUUUCGACCUUGAGAACCCCAUGUUUGGCCUUGCACAUGCACAGCUUCGCACUAAUGAGACCCUCAUGCAGUCAGGUGCAGAACCAUCCAAGGCACUCUUUGUGCAAAAUGUGACUGAGUGCCGCUUAUCAUUGUGUCUAUGGGAAUACAGUGUCUCUGUUGCCAACUCUGCUCUCUCGGUCACUGCUGCAGCGGUAGAUCAUGGCCAGACCUUUUACGCGGAUGACAAUCACCAGACGGUCUGCUGGGUACCAGAAGGGGCUGGUUCAACAGAGACGCCCGCCCGUACAGUGAUUCCUACUGAGCCCUCCCUCCUAUUGAAUACCACUGGUCUUCGCACUUGUGGCCUUUACCAUCUCAGGACCGAUGACUUCGCGGCAAUGCGCGAGGUUGUGCUGACUCGGCCCACAAAUGCCACAAACGGUACCAGAUGGGAGAUUCACUCUUGGUAUGGCGAUGACAACCCCAACUUUGAACGCAUCCAAGCUCUCGGACUCGAAACCCUCAUGACGAGACUUGCCCGCUCCCUCACCGAGACACUCAUCGACGACAGCAACUACACCAUCCCAGACAAAGUCUGGGACCCCGAGCCUUUCGUAAAAGUGCGCUGGCCCUGGCUCAUCCCGCCCGCAAUUUUAGUUCUGACAGGCAACGUCUUCUUUGCCCUGACCGUUUACACCAGCAAAAAGGAAAAGGUCCUUCCGUGGAAGUCCUCCAGUCUAGCCCUUUUUUACCACGGACUCGAGAGUGUGGACCAUGACGAUUACCUCUAUACUACUGCGAGUAGGAUGGAGGAGAAGGCCGGGGUGGUUGAUAUUCGGCUGGGACUGUCGGACCAGGAUGGGCGGUAA